AUGGCUAGUAAACGUAAACACAACUCGUGUACGUUAAAAGAAAAACUCGAAGUUCUCAAAAGACUAGACAAUGGUGAAAGUGCUACUCAACUUUCAAUUGAAUUUGGUGUCGGUAAAGCGACGAUCAGUGACUGGAAAAAGAAGCGGGCAAAAAUCGAACAAUUUUGCUCUGUUACAAGUGAAAACACUCUAGAAAAACGUCAAACUACUACUGUGUCAUCGUAUGACAAACUCGAUGAAGCACUUUACUUGUGGUUUUCUCAAGAGAGACAAAAAGGCAUUCCCAUUACCGGCCCUCUUAUUAAAGAAAAGGCGCUUCUACUAAACAUCCUUAUGGGAGGCGAUCCGUCAUUUUCGGCUAGUUGCGGUUUUUUAGAUCGGUGGAAAAAAAGGCACGGUAUCAGGCAACUGACUGUAACUGGCGAAAAGAUGUCUGCAGACAGCAACGCAGCCGCAGAGUAUCUUCAGGAGUUCAAAGAAAUUACAUCCUCCUACUCACCCCAGCAAGUGUACAACGCUGAUGAAACGGGGCUAAAUUUCAAAGCGUUGCCAACAAAGAGCCUAGCUUCAAGAGAAGAAAAGUCCGCUCCAGGAUUUAAAAUGGAUAAGCAACGACUAACCGUAUUAGCAUGCAGCAACGCUUCCGCCACCAAUAAGAUACCUUUGAUGGUUAUCGGUAAAUCCAAAAAACCUCGAUGUUUUAAAAACAUGAAUAUGAACGCUCUGCCGGUUUACUAUAAAAACCAAAAGAAAGCUUGGAUGGAUCGUGCUUUGUUUCAAGAAUGGUUUGAGAAACAAUUUGUGCCCAACGUGAGAGCCUACAAUGAAGAAAAUGGACUGCCUGAUAGAGCGUUGUUACUCAUAGAUAACGCUCCGUCCCAUCCGGAUGACUUAGAGCUGGUUAUUGGUGAUAUAAAAGCCAUUUUUCUACCACCGAACGUUACUUCGAUCAUACAACCAAUGGACCAAGGAGUUCUACAAGCGUUGAAGCAAAAUUAUCGGAAAAAGCUGCUCCGAAGCCUGCUUGAGGAAAAUGAAGACCUCACAAUUCUCCAAAAGCUUAAGAAAAUCACGAUCAAAGAUGUAAUUUUCUGGGUGGCAGAGGCUUGGGAGAACACAAGCGUAGGAGCUCUGCAGAAAUCUUGGAAAAAUCUUUGGCCUGAUCUGCAGUUUGUUGAAGAGGUUGUUCCACCGGUAAAUGAAUGCGAACUUCUUCCUCUUGUAAAAAAAAUACCGGGAUGCGAAAAUGUAGAGAAGGAGUGUGUUGAUGAGUGGACGGCUGUAGAUGACAAAGGCUUCGAGGAGUACACAGACGAAGACAUCGUGGCACAGGUGCAAGGAGUCCCAGCUGAUGACUCAUGUAGCAGUGAGGAUGAGGGAGACGCCCAAACUACCGAUAUUGUUCCACACAGCGCAGCUGCAAGUGCCUUUGACCUCGCUCUACGCUACGUCGAGCAACAUGCCGCUGCUACUCCCAAUGACGUAAUGUUCAUUCGGCGUUGGCGAAACAUUGCAUCGUCCAGUCGUUUUAGUGUGUUGCGUCAAAAGAAGAUCACUGACUUUAGGUCUUAA
Molecule: messenger RNA, 1572 nt
Organism: Homalodisca vitripennis (glassy-winged sharpshooter)
Lineage: Eukaryota; Metazoa; Arthropoda; Insecta; Hemiptera; Cicadellidae
Product: jerky protein homolog-like
Exons: 1
Coding region: 1-1572 (523 amino acids)
Cellular component (GO): nucleus
Molecular function (GO): DNA binding
Source: RefSeq, a predicted model, not a curated record